AUGACUCCCGCUCAAGUCGCCCAGGAAAUCAAGCUGCUCAUCGGCGAGAUCAAGCGUCUCGGUACCUGCGAUGCGUCCGGACAAUACUCGGUCAAGUUUGGAGUGAUCGUCAAGGACGAUCGCUGCGCCAACAUCUUCGAGGCCCUCGUCGGCACCCUCAAGGCCGCAAAGAAAGCCAAGGUCGUCAAUUAUGCAAGCGAGCUUCUCCUGCAGGGUGUCAGCGACCAAGUCGAUAUUGUUUUGCUGGUUGACGACUACAACCCUUGA
This is a messenger RNA of Polychytrium aggregatum, 267 nucleotides long. RefSeq names its product costars family protein. Lineage: Eukaryota; Fungi; Chytridiomycota; Chytridiomycetes; Polychytriales. Gene Ontology annotation, biological process: regulation of actin filament-based process. The record is from RefSeq and is a predicted model, not a curated record. The coding region runs from base 1 to 267 and encodes 88 amino acids. The transcript has 3 exons.